Messenger RNA from Daphnia carinata, 2491 nucleotides. It is a transcript of the gene CngA, whose product is annotated as cyclic nucleotide-gated cation channel subunit A-like. NCBI's taxonomy places the organism in Eukaryota, Metazoa, Arthropoda, Branchiopoda, Diplostraca, Daphniidae. The record is from RefSeq and is a predicted model, not a curated record. The transcript has 9 exons. Bases 89 to 2212 code for a protein of 707 amino acids. Gene Ontology annotation, molecular function: intracellularly cGMP-activated cation channel activity; protein-containing complex binding; cGMP binding. Gene Ontology annotation, biological process: monoatomic cation transmembrane transport. Gene Ontology annotation, cellular component: plasma membrane; intracellular cyclic nucleotide activated cation channel complex.
AGAUGUGACUAAUAAUCGAUCGUUUCUUCUAAAUUAGCUUUUGGGCUGCACGCUCUGAUUCUAUUUUCGGCAACGGAAAUCACACGAGAUGUCCGUGACAGUGCCGCUAGUCACUUUCGAUUCGUCUGGCCAGAAACAAGACAGUAAAAGAAGGACGAAAAUGGCAAACGAAAAAACUACUUUUCACGAGAGUGACGCGGUGCACUUGGCCAGUUUUACCCAGCGGAUGGGACGUUGGAUUCACCGAUUUCGGCGUACUCGACAAAUGAUGUCCGAUGUUCAUCCAGGACCAGAUGCAGAUUUUCUGGAACGCUUCGCUUCAGGGGAACAUCAUCACCAUGAGCGGCAAAGCGAUAUUGGUGGGAAGGCCUUCUUGUGUGGACAGCACUGCCGUGGGCAAUUAGUGGUAGAUACUACACAAAAAGGCCACUACAGAUGGUUAGGCAUCGUGAGCAUGGCCAUUAUGUACAACUACAUUUUCAUCGUGGGUAGAACGGUAUUCUGGGACAUGCAAAAUAUGUGUCCAAUUGCCUGGCUUGUUCUGGAUUACGCGAGCGACCUGAUUUACGUGUUUGACAUGGCAGUUCACGCUCACGAAGGAUAUCUUGAACAAGGGCUGAUGGUAACGGAUCCAGAGAAAUUGCGACGUCACUACUGGCAAAGUUGGGAUUCGAAAAUUGAUAUUUUCAGUUUGCUGCCAACCGAUUUGCUGUAUCUCGUGUGGGGUAGCCCAAAUGAAUGCAUCCAUGCGCCUUGUGGUGUCGUUGUUCGCAUGAAUCGACUGUUCCGCUUACCCAGAAUGUUGGCUUUUUUCGACAAAACGGAGAAUCAAACAAAUUUCCCAAACGCUUUCCGCAUUACAAAGGUUAUGAUCUACUUGCUUAUUAUCAUCCACUGGAACGGUUGCAUUUACUUCGCAAUUAGCAACGCGAUCGGCUUCGGCUCCGAUGGUUGGGUGGUAACGCUGGUCGAAAACGGCGCUAAUCUUUCGUUAACCUAUCAGUACAUUUUCACAUUUUACUGGUCGACCCUGACGUUGACAACCAUUGGCGAAACGCCACCACCCGAGAUCGAAGUUGAAUUUCUUUUCGUCAUUGUCGAGUACAUGAUAGGCAUCCUCAUUUUCGCUACCAUCGUUGGUAACAUCGGCUCGAUGAUCACUAAUAUGAACGCUUCGCGUACCGAGUUCCAAACGAGAAUGGACGCCGUCAAACAAUAUAUGGUGUUCAGGAAAGUCUCAAAAGAGCUGGAAGAACGGGUUAUCCAGUGGUUCGAUUACAUGUGGUCCAACAAACAGUCUCUAGACGAAGGCCAAGUGAUGGACACCCUUCCCGAUAAGCUCAAAGCCGAGAUUGCAAUCCACGUCCAUCUUGACACGUUAAAACAAGUGAAAAUAUUUCAAGAUUGCGAGCCCGGUUUGUUGGCAGAACUCGUCCUUAAACUUCAGCUUCAAGUGUUUAGUCCAGGCGAUUACAUUUGCCGGAAAGGAGACGUCGGGAAAGAGAUGUACAUCGUUAAGAGGGGGAAGCUAAGCGUGUGCUCGGAUGACGGGAAAACGGUUUUCGUGACCUUAGGAGCUGGGAGCGUUUUCGGAGAAGUGAGUAUCCUCAACAUUGCUGGAAAUAAAACGGGAAACAGAAGAACGGCCAAUGUCCGUAGCGUCGGUUAUUCCGAUCUCUUCUGUCUUUCUAAAAGCGAUUUGUGGAACGCGCUGCAAGAAUAUCCUGAAGGACGGAAAACGUUACUGGAAAGGGGCCGUCAGUUACUACUCAAAGACGGACUGUUAGACGAGGAAGUAAAUCGACGCCAUCAAGAUGAAAGUGAUUCUGCUAAAGACCGCAUAGAUAAACUUGAGAUGGCGCUAGAUACCCUACAAACGCGUUUCGCCCGUCUGCUGGCCGAAUACACGAGUAGUCAGCAAACAAUCAAACAGCGAAUUAGCAAAGUGGAACAAUUACAACAACCGAUUCCUGAAAACGGUGCAAUCGCCGAGAACAAUAGCGCUGCCACAAUUAUACUAUCUCCCAAUUUGAAAAGGAAAAGUUUCAAUUUGCUCGAUGUCCCCAUGAGGAAACCUUCUACGUCACGGUCGGACGAUGUCGCUGGGGAUGAGGUCCCAUACGUUCCUCCCAUUCCAUUCACAGAAAACGGCAUUAGUGCGGACGUUUCAGCUUUCAAUUUAACUCGGAAGGAAUCUGAGAAUCACCAAUGAACAUUCGAACUAGAAGAAAUCGUCCCUUUUUUUUAAACGAAACGUUAGCUCAACCAAUAUGGCAACCCAAAUAUCUACGGAAAAACUGUUAUUUUCUCCCGAACGUGACGUGCACUUUCAAUAAGUCAUGAAUUCAGCCGAGCUUUUCCAUUUUUCAUUUUGAUCUGUUCGCAUUGAAACCGAAAGUAGGAGACAACUCCAUUGAAUUCUUAAUGGACGCAGGUAUUCUCCACCCUUGAUCUGUAUUAUUUCUUGCCCUUAUUUUUCUAUCCGUGGUCU